UAGCCUGUCUGCUAUUGCCAGCCCGAGUACCGCACACCUGCUGCCGGGCAUCUCCUUGUCUUUUGGACCUUGAGCUUGAGCCUCCAAUCUGGAAAUUUGAGUCUGCCAAAUUUGGGCGAGACAGGUCACGCGUGCUGCGUACAUUUUGGGUCUCUGACGUGGUCUUGCAUGAAACCUGCAUCUACAAGACUGCAAAUACAAGACGCACACCUGACCCAGUCUUCUCAUGCGUCUCUCAUGCCGACAUGCUGAGGAACCUAGAGACUAGUUGCUCCACUCCUUGGAUUUACGCUGUAGCCGCUCUGCGUCAGAUUCAACUCAAAAGCCCUGUAGGCUUCAGGCAUUGAGUGAUGACGGUCUCAGAGCGUCCACAGGCGAAUACAUCGCCGAGCCAGGCUUCCAUAGGCAGCGCUUGGAUCAUUGUGUGCUCGGGCACCUAUCUGAUCUAUCUGGCCCUCAAUCGCGAGCAUGCAAAGCUUGAUUUCAAGUUUAUAUUCCUAAGUAGUCGCAAUUGGCACUUGCAAGUUGCAAAGUCGCAAUCAAGGCCUAGAGCUGAUCGACGCCAGCAUUAGUUUUUGCAUAACAUCACUAGACUCUGCAACAGCGAAGCUCUAGCUUCAGGUACAAGUGCAAGCAUAGCGGACUAGCCCUGGGCUCUGGUAUGCUUAAGCUUGUACGUUGGCGUCUCUAGAAGAACUUA
Protomyces lactucae-debilis is the source of this 700-nucleotide messenger RNA. RefSeq lists its product as uncharacterized. The coding region runs from base 351 to 572 and encodes 73 amino acids. The record is from RefSeq and is a predicted model, not a curated record. NCBI's taxonomy places the organism in Eukaryota, Fungi, Ascomycota, Taphrinomycetes, Taphrinales, Protomycetaceae. The transcript has a single exon.